GGGGCUAAGCCACAACUCUCUUUCUGGGUGGCUGCCAGGCUUUUUAACUCGACUCUCCAACCUUGCCAUCUUAUCCCUGAGCUACAACAGUUUUACAGGACCCCUGCCCGAUUUUCUCUCCCAGCUGCGACGACUGUCACAACUGUACCUGGACUACAAUAGGCUGCAAGGAAGCAUCCCCUCAUGGAUUGGAGCCCUCUCUCAGCUGCGCAUCCU
Messenger RNA from Closterium sp. NIES-65, 216 nucleotides. The record is from the annotation of a GenBank genome assembly. Lineage: Eukaryota; Viridiplantae; Streptophyta; Zygnematophyceae; Desmidiales; Closteriaceae.